AUAAAUAAUGAUAAACAUUUUGUCUUAACUUUCUUUUAUUUGAUAUGUGAAUUUAUAUUUUAUUUAUUUAUAUAUAAUACUCUAAAUUUUCUUAAUUUAUUAUUAAUAUAUUUAUGUCAUCAAUCCCAGAUAUAAUUGAUUUAAUAUAAUUAAUUGCUACAAUAGUUUGUAUUGAAUACUGAGCUUCAUAUCUAAUUCAUAUAGCUUGAUACGCAUGUAUGAAUACCGCAGGUGCAUUAAGUAUCUGCAUUAACUUAGGCGGCAUAGUGGAAAAACACGAAUCCAAAAUAUGGCAAGUUCGUCAAGACAUGAAACAAACAAAGUUUGUUGUUAUGCACAUCCAGAUGCUUCUCUUAUUGAAGAUUACAGAGCUGGAGAUCAAAUUUGCUCAGAAUGUGGACUAGUUGUAGGAGAUAGGGUAAUAGAUGUUGGUUCAGAAUGGAGAACAUUCAGCAAUGAAAAAGCUGGAGUCGAUCCGUCACGUGUUGGUGGCCCAGAAAAUCCACUCCUUAAUGGUUCAGAUCUAUCCACCAUGAUUGGCCCUGGAACUGGUGCUGCAUCGUUUGAUGCUUUUGGUGCUUCAAAAUAUCAAAACAGGCGUACAAUGAGCAGUUCUGACAGAGCAUUGAUUAAUGCAUUUCGUGAAAUUAAUGGCAUGGCUGAUCGUAUUAAUUUGCCUAAGACUAUUGUCGAUAGAGCAAAUAAUUUAUUUAAACAAGUACAUGAUGGUAAAAACUUGAAAGGUCGUGCAAAUGAUGCUAUUGCUUCAGCUUGUUUAUACAUUGCCUGCAGACAGGAAGGUGUACCACGUACUUUCAAAGAAAUUUGUGCAGUUAGCAAGAUCAGCAAAAAGGAAAUAGGAAGAUGUUUCAAAUUGAUAUUGAAAGCGCUUGAAACUAGUGUUGAUCUCAUCACGACAGGAGAUUUUAUGUCUAGGUUUUGUUCUAAUCUUGGACUUCCUAAUAUGGUACAAAGGGCUGCCACACAUAUUGCGAGAAAAGCAGUGGAGAUUGAUAUAGUACCUGGAAGAUCGCCGAUUUCGGUGGCAGCAGCUGCAAUCUAUAUGGCUUCACAAGCAUCAGAAGAUAAACGAUCACAAAAAGAAAUUGGUGACAUUGCUGGUGUAGCCGAUGUCACAAUCAGACAGUCUUAUAAGCUAAUGUAUCCUCAUGCAGGAAAACUAUUUCCAGAAGAUUUCAGAUUCGCAACUCCUAUUGAUCAGUUACCACAAAUGUAAAUUUAAUGCGAAGCUUUAUAUUUCUAUACAUAUUUUAUCAUGUUGAAACAAUAGUUAUGUAUUUUAAAUAACCAUUUCUAAAUAAUUUAACCUUUAUUUACAGUAUACAUUCCUUGAUAAUCUAUAAAUUUUGGUAUUACAUUGGUAUUAUCUAAUUUGUUACAUUUCUUGUUUUCUCUGUUGUACUUGGUUCUUACUGUGUUGUGUAAAUUUGCAACAAUAGUAUUUUAAUAAUUUGUCUGGUGUGAAUAAAAUAAAAUGUUUAUGCUUUAAUUGGUGCGUUUCAACAUGUUAAAAUUGAAAAGGUCGAUAAAUUUUGUUGUAAAUUUUAUGUUUGAUACCAAAAAAUAUAUUGAGUUUUGAAGCUUUGUACAAGCAGACUUACAAAUUAAGUUUACAUUAAACAUCUCUACAUUGAUAUUUUGUUUAAAACGCUGUAGCACAAUCUUUUUUUUUUAUUUUUAUGUUUGCAAUAAGAAAAUAACGGAAACCAAUUAUAAAAUACAAUAAAUCACUUGAAAGUACCAUGCUAUAUAAUUAUACGAUAAAUUCUGUGAUACUUUUACUAAAUAAUGUAAGUCAAAAAUUUGCAACUAGCGAAGCCGACUAAAGUCGAAAGACAAUAGCCUUUUCUCACUACAAACGUGUAUAUACAUAUUUUAUUUUUGACUCAAAAUUUAUAUAAAAUAUAUAAGAACAUUCACACAGAAAAUUUCACUGUUCAAAUUAAAACAUCACAAUUUUAUAAUAUUUGUUUCCUAACGUUUCACUAAUAUUUUGUAAUCUACAUAUUACAUAUUUAUCAAAGUAGUAAUCUAUAUAAUUCAAUAUUUAUAUUAUAUAUAUUAUAUGUAUUUUUUAGAAAAUGAUAUCAAAACACUUUUAAUGUUGACUAUAUUUGUUCAUCUUUAUAUUUGAUAAUCAAAAAUCAAUUAUGUUCUAUUUUUUAAGAUAUUUAGAGAGAUAUGCGAUAUCACAAAAAUUUGUAUUGUAUUACAUAGUAAAUGUAAAAUGUAUGUUGGAUAUCUUAAUUUGUAUGUUAAGUUAUGUAAUAAAGAGAAUUGUUAUCAUUAGGCUGCUGA
Messenger RNA from Bombus huntii, 2319 nucleotides. It is a transcript of the gene TfIIB, whose product is annotated as transcription initiation factor IIB. The transcript has 5 exons. Gene Ontology annotation, biological process: transcription initiation at RNA polymerase II promoter; transcription preinitiation complex assembly. Gene Ontology annotation, molecular function: TBP-class protein binding; RNA polymerase II general transcription initiation factor activity. Bases 290 to 1237 code for a protein of 315 amino acids. Gene Ontology annotation, cellular component: transcription preinitiation complex; nucleus. The record is from RefSeq and is a predicted model, not a curated record. Lineage: Eukaryota; Metazoa; Arthropoda; Insecta; Hymenoptera; Apidae.